GGAAGAGCUGUAAUUUUGGGGAAUUCCUGUGAGGAAGUGACUGAGAAAACAGCUCUGUGUCUCUCUAUCUCACUGCCGAGGCGUUCACAGCUUCUCGCUGAGACACCGAACCGGCAGCGUGUGUUCCAGUUUGAGUUAUGCGGGAGGGGGCGUUCUCCUGUGAAAAUGUCUAGUUUCUUUUGCAGCUGACCCCCUCCCCCCACCUCGUCCUCCAGCAAUGGACAAACAUCAGAAUCUGCACUGAGACAGAAUCAGAGAGAGACAGAGCAGUAAACAGUAUUUUUACAGUUAUGGAGUGUUCCAGGGGGAGCAGUUUCUCCAGUAUCUCGUCCAUCCUAGAUGUGGUUCCCUAUCAGAAGUUGGUGGACCUGCAUUAUAUCAGCAAAGGAAGCUAUGGCGUGGUAUUUAGAGCACAGCACAGCGACUGGAGGAUGACCGUGGCAGUCAAGUGUCUACAGUUCGACUCUCCAGUGGGUGAAGGGGAAAGGAACAGUCUGAUGAAGGAAGCAGAGGUUUUGCACAGAGCCAGAUUUUCCCAUAUAAUCCAAAUUUAUGGUAUUUGCAAUGAACCUGAAUUUAUGGGGAUUGUCACAGAAUACAUGAGCAAUGGGUCUUUGGACCAACUUCUUUAUCAGAAAGAUAUAUAUCCAACACUUCCUUGGUCACUGAGACUUCGCAUAUUGUAUGAAAUUGCACUGGGAGUGAAUUUUCUUCACAACAUGAACCCACCAUUACUGCAUCAUGAUCUGAAGGCACAAAAUAUUCUGCUGGAUGGUGAAUUUCAUGUAAAGAUUGCAGACUUUGGGAUGUCAAAAUGGCGACGUUUAACCAUGAGUAAAUCUUCAGGCCUUAAAUCUCCCACAGCAGGAGGAACUGUUAUCUACAUGGCUCCAGAGCAGUAUGAGCCGAACAAAGCAAAGCGUGCAGAUGUGAAACAUGACAUGUACAGCUAUUCAAUAAUAAUGUGGGAAGUCCUUUCAAGAAAACAGCCAUUUGAAGAUGCUACAAACCCAGUGCAGGUCAUGUUCAGUGUACUGCAGGGUUCCCGACCUGAUACCAGCGAGGAGAGUUUACCACUGGACAUCCCCAACCGGGAAACACUACUUGGGCUGAUGAUUAGCGGCUGGUCUCAAAACCCUAAUGAACGGCCUUCCUUUAUUAAAUGUCUCAUGGAAUUGGAACCAGUGGUUCGAGCAUUUAAUGAACUGACUGUACUUGAAGAUGUUUUAUCGCUAAAAAGAGUAAAAGGGAAUUUUAAUUCAAACACGUUUUCAGCAUCAUAUGAAAAAGUCAAUGGAGAUUUGAAGUCCCUUAAUAUACCAGUACAGGCUAUGAAUCCGGAACCACAUUCCUUGUCCUCCCAUCAGGAAGAUAUCUCCUUUCGGCAGUCAGCUGGAGUUCUCCAUCAGUUUCCGACAGCUCCCUCACUUCCAACGUACAACAUUAUGCCUUCAGUAUCAGAAAACAGUGAUAUCAGAAGCACAGAUGAAAAUGUUUUGUCUAGUUUAAAAUGUCAACAUGAAGAACUGUACACACCAUCUUUAGUCUCACCCAGUGAAGAAGACAGUUUGCCUCAGACGAUGAUAUGCCAACCAGAUGACACAUUUAUACCUAAAAAGGUAUUUCCUGAAAGUGAACCAGACAGUGGAUCAGGAUUGAUACCAUUCCAACUUUGCUCUGGUUUCAUCACCGAGAGUGUGUCUCACGGUUUGGCUCACCAGUGGAUUCAAAGCAAAAGGGAGGAUAUUAUCAAUCAGAUGACAGAGGCAUGUCUGAAUCAAGCCUUGGAUGCCCUAAUUUCCCGUGACUUAGUAAUGAAAGAGGAUUAUGAGCUCAUCAGCACCAAACCCACAAGAACAGCAAAAGUCCGACAACUUUUGGACACGAGUGACAACCAUGGAGAAGACUUUUCCAGAGUUAUUGUUCAGAAGUUAAAAGACAAUAAACAGAUGGGGCUUCAACCUUAUCCAGAGCUGUCUUCAAUAUCUAGUCCAUCCUCUUACUUGAGCCUGAUGUCAACUCAACUCAAAAUCAAAUGACUGUUAUUCAGACAAAGCAAAAUGCUGCAGAUCCUGGAAAUCUGAAGUAAAAGGAGAAUGCUGGAAAUAUUCAGCAGAUUAGGUGGGAUCUACGUACACAGUUAAUGUUUUCAGGUCAAUGGCCGCUGUUCAGUAUUCCUCAAAUUCUUUUUUGUUCUGGAUCAUUUAAGCAAUGUCGUGGUGGAUUUAUCAUCAGUGUAUUUGUACUGUACUGAAGCUGUACCCAUUUGAAAGUACGAUGUUGUAGAAGUUAGUAUGGUUUUCCUUUGACCCAAGAGUUCAUAACAGCAUUCAUGUAGUCAGGUGACUGCUCCUCAUUGUUGUCUAUGCUUAUGAUUGUCUAGACUUCUUCUUUUUGAGUUUGUUAAUGUACUUUUACCAAACUGUUACAUUGAAUGUUACCACAAUAUAGAAUAUCUCAUCUUAAAGGGAAUAGAGGCUUUUAUUCUUAUUAUUUCCUCACUGAACUCCAUUGAUUUAAUGGCUUCCCAAUAAGAUGACCCCACAAUCUUGAUGAAUGAAUAUGUUACCUCACACCUGAAUGUUUAGAAAUAGAUUUUAGAUGGUCUCAGGCAGGAACAUGCUGCUUUCUAUCUGUUUCCAAAAGUUAGAUCCUUAUUAUCACUUGUACAGAAACUUAAGUUUGGGUUAACUGGGAGAACACCAUAGCGGUUUGAGGGGAAGAAUUGCCUGUGCAUGCAUUAAAAUGGAAUGGGCAUAUAUAAAACCGUAGCAGUCAGAAGGCUUUCAGCAACACUUAAUUGCCAAGUUAAUCCGUUUUAAAAAUGUUUGUCAAGAAUAAAGGGGAGUCAGAGAGGAGAGACAAACUGAAGAGAGAAAAACAAAAUGGAAGGGGAGUUGGCAGAUGAGAGGUUGUGCUGGGCACUUGACCUCCAACUUGGUUGCUGAAGUGACGGUGGUGAGAUGGGAUAGUUCUCUUUGUUACCUCAUGGUGCUAUUUGCAUCAGUGUUGUAGAAUGCCCUUCAGGAACUUGAACAUGUUCCAAUUUAUCAGUUCAACCCUGAAUGGUUGUUGCACAUGUCCUUCUGUCAAAUGGCACUGCUCUACAGUUGGCAUUCUAAUCUUGCACAUAAUGAAGACACAUCCCCACGGUUUUUUGGUAGAGAUGGCACAAAUAGUUGGGAAUGUUGUUACAAGUGUGACCAGCUAUACCAGACUGCCUGCUCAAAACAUGGCAUCCUGUGAUUGGAUUGUGCCAUAGCAUUAGUCUACUAUGUUAGAACAAUCUCUGAUAAAGACUCACUGCUCAAUCUCGCAAACAGACUGCAAUCCUAUGAUUUUUGCCAACAAAAUGUCUAUCAUGGUAGAAAUGGCAGAUGGACUGAAAACUCCCAGUCCUGCCUAUCUUCAUGGUCAUGUUCCCAGAGGAACUUGAGUCAGCUUCUGGAGCCCAGGAUUGUAAAGCAUGAAGUGUCCACAGUAGAUCUGUAAGACCUUGUGCAUUUCUUUGAGUAGCCAUGGUGUCCCUUUGUUGACCUGUACUUGAUAUGGUCCCUAGGCACCUUUUGGGGAAAUAACAUAGUUUUUGGCUGCCCUCUCUAAUCAACAAAAACAGGCCUUUAAAUGUGUGUAAAAAGUGCAUAAACUCAGGAACUGUCAGAAAACUUGUCAAAAUCAUUGAUCAAAACUCUUAAGGCAUACUUCGGAAGUCUUGUUAGGACCUGUCAGAAACAACUGUCAAAGGGAGCUGUUUGGCAUUUAAAAGCGCUACCUUUCAUAUAUUUGAAGAAAAGUAUGCGCUGUUUUUUAAAAAAAAAACUCGUUAUUCUGUUUCACAUUUGUUGCCAAACAUCUGAGAACAUCUAUUACUGGAUUAAUCAGCAUGUUUGAUUUCACAACUGUUCAUUAUCACAGUAUCAUGUGCUAUUUCACAGUUUGACCACUGCAAGUAAUUCUAGAAGAUUUGAAAUGGGACUAUGAAUUCCAAAGCUUGUUUUAAGAGAUAGAGCAGUUGAGUGCAGUUGUAACACAUCUUAUCAUUGAAGGAAGGUAAAUGCAGCGAAUGAGUUAUUAUGAUUUAAAUAUAGUGUAAAGUCUGCAAUAAAUACCUAAAUUAAUUUCAGUAAUCCUUAAUUUAUCUUACCUGUACAUAGAUCCUGAGCUGUGCCCAUGAUGGCUCAAGGGGGCGUUGCUACAGAUAUAUGAUUGAAGUCUAGUGAGUGAGGGACAUAUGAAGCCAUGAGUUGGCAGUAAAUUGGAAUAGUGGGCAUAAUGGGUGAGGCCAGGGAGUUGGUUGACAUGAAGGUUAUAAGGGAUUAUGGGGUGGGUACAAGAUCAUACGUUGACAUGAAGAGAUAUGGAAGUAGGGAAGGGAGUCAUAGAUUGACAUGGAGACCCUGAAUGGCCAGGUAUGGUUACAGGACAUGAUGCGGAACAGAUGGACAUGGUGCAAGAGGAAUUACAAUAGGGUUAGGGGUAGAGGGGUGUUUAAUGUUUCAAAAUGUUUAAAUUUUGCCCAGGGUGGAUAUUCUGUGAAGCUUCACUCUACACUUGGCACCCGUUCACUACUGUAACCAGACUGUAGUUCUGUAAGACGUGACGAUUCUCCUUGAUUGUUUGACCCAGAAGACUUCAGACAAUCAAUGAUCCUGUUCACCUGUUUGAAUCCUCAAACACCGUUAUCAGUCAAAUUUGGAAACUAUUAUUCACGUAUAGAUCUGUGGUCUGGCAAUGCAUUAUUUUCAUUAGAACAAACAACAAUAAUUAAUUAAUUUUAAAAACUAUUUCUGUUUUUGGUCAACAUUAAUUAAUAUUGACUGUCGACAAUAUCAGACAAUAACAGAAAUGCUUCUCGUUGAAUGUAGCAACACUGGCAGGUUGACACUUUUAAUAAACCUUUAUUUAUGAAGGAUGUUUCGUUUAGCGCAAAUGGAACUGAUAUUUUGUUUUUGUUUCUAUGUAUAAUUCCAUUUUAGCUUCCUGCAUCCUAAGCAUAGUGAUGCAAACCUAUCUGAAAGAGAGCAGAGAAAGAGUAUGCUUUUGUCAUUGGGUGUUCCGUCAGAAGUAUCCUAUGUUAUGUUACACCGGCAUUAAUGUACCUUAGUGGUGACAUUGGAUCCCUGGUCCCAGAUCCCAAGACCGUCACCUACAUUAAUGGCCUGUCAGAGUAAGAUGCUACUUGCAGAGUUGGGUGGGUAGAUGGGAACAAAGGAGAAAGUGAGGACAGGAGAUCAGAGCUGAAAAUGUGUUGCUGGAAAAGUGCAGCA
Hemiscyllium ocellatum (epaulette shark) is the source of this 5267-nucleotide messenger RNA. RefSeq names its product receptor-interacting serine-threonine kinase 2 (gene ripk2). Gene Ontology annotation, molecular function: JUN kinase kinase kinase activity; ATP binding. Lineage: Eukaryota; Metazoa; Chordata; Chondrichthyes; Orectolobiformes; Hemiscylliidae. The transcript has 11 exons. The coding region runs from base 291 to 2039 and encodes 582 amino acids. Gene Ontology annotation, biological process: positive regulation of canonical NF-kappaB signal transduction; regulation of apoptotic process; protein phosphorylation. The record is from RefSeq and is a predicted model, not a curated record.